AUGUUUAGAUCUAAUAAGACAUCAGGGUCUCCAAUAAGGGGAUUUAUAAAAUUCGGGAGUUUUGCCAGAUGGUAUGCUUCAAUUCACCCCAAAACUCCUGCAAGAACCAGAUUCGCACCAUCUCCUACUGGUGUCUUACAUUUAGGCUCAUUAAGAACUGCAUUAUAUAACUAUCUAUUGGCCAAGAGUACGGGUGGAAGUUUUAUUCUUCGUCUCGAAGACACAGACCAGAAGAGAUUGAUAGAAGGAGCAGAACAGAAUAUAUACGAGAGCUUAAAAUGGUGUAACAUAAACAUUGAUGAGGGCCCAGAGAGUGACAAAGAAACGGCACCUUUCGCACCCUACAGGCAAUCAGAUAGGAAAGAAAUAUACCAAAAGUAUGUGCAAGUUUUACUUGAUUCUGGACAUGCUUACAAAUGUUUCUGCUCAAAAGAUAGGUUAGAUCUGCUUAGACAAUCGGCAAUGAAGUUAAAGCCUCCAACAACGGUAACGUACGACAGGUCUUGUCUUGAUGGUGAAAAAGUACAUACAGAAAAUGAUCACUAUGUCAUUCGGUUUAAAUCUCCUGAAGUAUAUCCACCUUUUGUAGAUUUAACCCACGGUACUUUGGACUUGCAACCUCAAGUAAACCUACUUGACAGAAGAUAUGAUGACUUUGUCAUAAUGAAAUCAGAUGGCUUGCCAACAUAUCAUUUUGCUAAUAUCGUAGACGAUCAUUUGAUGCAAAUUACCCAUGUAAUUAGAGGAGAAGAAUGGCUUCUGUCCACUCCAAAACAUAUUGCAUUAUAUAAAGCAUUCGGCUGGGAACCUCCCAGCUUUAUUCACAUACCUCUACUUACUUCCCUAAGCGACAAAAAGCUCUCUAAAAGGUCUGGAGAUAUGGGGGUACUUAGUCUUCGAGAUGAACAAGGAAUAUUACCUGAGGCUUUGGUGAACUUUGUAGCACUUUUCGGAUGGUCGCCUCCAAGAUUGCAUGCUGGAGUUAGUACAAGUGAAGUCAUGUCCCUAGAGGAAUUAAUUCAAUCGUUUUCCUUGGAUAAUUUGACAAAGGGAAACGCAAAGGUAACUGAAGAAAAGUUGAAGUACUUCAAUAAAAUGCAUUUACAGAAAAGAAUUCAAAAUCCACAAGAACUUGUGAAAUUGGUAAAUCAAGAAUUACCAAAGUAUCCCAGUAAUGUAUCAGCUGAUUACCUUAAAGUUUGCUUUGAAAAGGCUAGACCUUCGAUCAAUAAUCUUAACGAUUUAAGAAGCUCUCACUCGUACCUUUUCGAAAGAGUUGAUCUUGCUCAAGCCAAUAAAGAUAAAUUGUCACCAAAUGCUAGGGAUAUUAUUCAAAAAUUUAGUAAUGAAUAUUCUUCUACAAGUGAAUCAUCAGAAUUUAAUUUCCAAGAGGUUGUGCGCUCUAUGGGUUAUCCUCAAAAAGAGGUAUUCAUGUCAUUGAGGUUCGCUCUCUCCUGUGGCAAACCAGGCUUGACUAUUCCUGUCAUUAUCGAGAUUCUUGGAAGAGAGGAAAGUUUGGCACGAUUUAUUAAUGCACUUGCCGUCUUGUAA
Messenger RNA from Dujonia railenensis, 1551 nucleotides. The record is from the annotation of a GenBank genome assembly. Lineage: Eukaryota; Fungi; Ascomycota; Pichiomycetes; Serinales; Debaryomycetaceae.